AUGCCUUUUAAUGUAUAUUUUGUAUAUAGAGGACUGAUGAUAGGUCAGAAACGCGCAUAUAGUUGUAUACAGCGUGUUGCAGAGGUACGUUCAAUACGGGCUGCAUUACAUGCGCUUCAAACGUUUCUUGAACAGCGUCACUGGGAAGAAGCAGCGAAGGAGCUUCAGAAACUUCAAAAAUGUCGUCAAGAGUCUUAUGAGUGCAAAGAUGGUCUUUUUUCGGAUCAGAAUAGCCAAAAAUUGAGUCAGCCAUGCACUUUAGAUGAUCAUCGGGGUAUUUUAGAAGGUUUUGCAGCAGAAGCAGUACCUACAGCGUCUAUUCCAGACGCAGAGGCUGCUCUUGCAUCAGCAGAGGCUGCAUUGGUUUAUAUAUUUCUGCGUGAAUUUGAGGCAGCGGCUGCUGCAAAUGAUGCGCCUACAAUGACACAUUUUUUCCGUAUGUUUCCUAUUAUUGGACGUAUGAAUGAGGGUCUUGAUGCGUAUAUACGUGUUAUUACACAGAGAAUUACGCUAUAUACAUUGCAGCAUACUGCAAAUGAUACUGCAUCGGUAACUACAGCAACUAAUGGGUCCGUUUCAAGCAUUUCUGCCACAUCAGUUGUAGACGCUGGAAUGGCUUCUAUUAGCUUGCCAUCGAAUACUCUAAAUGAUAGUGGUAUUUCAGAUGGUGCAUUGAGUGUUUCGAGUAGUAUUUUUAAUACGUCUCUUAAAUCACCUAGUAUUUCUGAAAAGAAUAGUACCUCAGUUCGUACACAGGGUAGUAUUUUAGAUAGUGUUUUAAAUAAGGUUCAUACAUCUGCUACAAACUUUAACACAACAAUCGCGUCUACUAGCUCUUUAAGUGGAAUUAGUACAUCUUCCUCUAUUUUUGGUAGAUUUUCACAUGAUUCUUCAAAUACUGCUUCAAAUGAUAUUUCAGUCGGUAUAUCUUCUGGAUUUAGUACAUUACCUGGUCUUUUAAAUACUUCUGCUUCAUCUCGCAUGACAAAGCUUCUUGAAUAUGUAGCAAAAGUCAUGGAGAUGCAUGUGCCUGUUGUGAUUCAAUCUUAUGGAUAUACAGCAGCAUGUUUUAUUUUAGAACAGCUUCAUAAGGCAUGCCUUCAAAGCUGUGCAAUUUUGGUUGAAAUGUUUUGGAAAGAACGUCAGGUUGCAAGAAAGCUCAUAUAUACUCAAUCAUAUGCAUUUGAAUUUCUUAUUAAAUCAUUUUCAUCCUCACACUCUCUCCAAUCUUCACUUUACACAAAUACACCAACUAUAACAAAUACAAGCAAUAUUUCCAGAAAUUCCUCUGUUGAUAAAAUUAACGUUGUAACUGAAGAAAUUGAUAUUAAAAAUAUUGAUUUACUUUUAACGGAAGUUUCAGACAUGUUACACAAGUGGUCAUUGUAUGAUCGGUUUGUUGCACGAAAAUUCCAGGUACUGCAUAACGAAUCAGUGAAACAAAUGAAUUCAACUGUGCUGUUUUCGUCGUUAUUAUCUCCUUCACUUUCUUCAUUAAAUGUGGAAGUUUAUGGGCGACUUGAAUCUCUUUACAAAAAUAUGGAACUCUUUUUUAUGCGUCAUUCAGUGGAAAAAGCAUUUCAAUUGAAUGAACAAGACACUACAUCUACACCACCCAUUUCAUCUUUUGUUGAUGAUAUAAUGUAUGUACUAAGGAAAGUUAUCAAUAGAGCUUUGGAUACAAGCCAAUCCGCAUUGGUACAGGAAAUAUUGAUUGGAAUAAAGCGAAUAAUGGAGAUGGAUUAUAUUGGAAUUGUUCAGCGACAAAUGUUAGUAUGUAAGGGAAAAUUAAGUAACCAAACACUAUCUUUUAAAACAUCGGGAUCUAUCAAAAGCCCACCCAGAGUUGAGAAUGAGGAAAAUGAUUUUUUUUCUUUUAUUAUUUUACUUAAUAAUUUAGACAUAUCUCAAUCUUAUAUUAAAAAAAUAAUUUCUGAUAGCACAUGCGAGAAAAGUGCACCAAUAAAAAAACUAUUUCCACGUGAAAAUGAUACAGCAUUGGUGUAUCAAUAUAUUCAAUCAUUAGUUUCCUUACAAGAUCGAUUUCUUGAUAUUUUAAAUGAUGGGUUAAAUACUUUGUUUUUACACUUCAUUAAAGCUCGUUUGAAAAGACUACUUGAUGAUUGCUUUCGAAAAUCAUUAUACGUCAUAACAAGUACAUACUUUGAUGAGUUAGAACAGGAACAGCCCAUUCAAAGACAAUUUGUCCGUGGCUGGGACAAUCUUAUGGUUAAUUUUAAGAACCAAUUGACUGAUGAAAAUAUGAACCGUCUUGUAGAAAUUUCUGGACAACUCGUUGCAAAAAGUCUUGAGGGAAUCAUAUCUACUCUUAAAGUAAAUGAGUUAGGUGCAAUCCGUCUCGAUAAAGACAUAUCGGCCAUAUCAUCACAUAUAAUAUCUUACGGUUCAUAUCACUUGCAUAAAUUAUUUAUACAUGUAUAUGCAAUGAUCCGUGUUCUUUGUAGUGAUGCUGAUGCUCCUAUCACCGAUACUGCUGCAUUGCUUUCACAUAGUCAGAUUGAAGCGCUUCUCAAGCAGAUCAUUCGUAUAUAG
Messenger RNA from Pneumocystis jirovecii RU7, 2553 nucleotides. RefSeq lists its product as uncharacterized. The record is from RefSeq and is a predicted model, not a curated record. NCBI's taxonomy places the organism in Eukaryota, Fungi, Ascomycota, Pneumocystomycetes, Pneumocystales, Pneumocystaceae. The transcript has 7 exons. The coding region runs from base 1 to 2553 and encodes 850 amino acids.